GGACCUCGCAUUUGUGGCACACAGACUGUCUGCAAUAAAUAAGCCUCACCAUCUCUUAGUUAAAUACAAAAUCGUCCAACUGCUGCCUAUUUAUGAACGUAACGUCGAAACUCAGAGAGGCAAAGGCAAGUGAGAGAAAGAGAGAGAUGGGAGAAUCAUACAACGGCGUCUUCCAAGAAAUGGAGGAGACAGAACCAGUUAGCCCGACAGGCCAAUACUUCACCAGCUCUGUCAUUUCAGUUUCAGUCGUUGCUGUUCUGGAAUCACAACACCCAAUCGACGAUUCCCAGACCACGUCGUUGCUCCGACAUGUCUUUCUUCCCAUCAACCCUCGUUUCUCUUCUGUCAUGGUUAAGGACAAAAAUGGAAUAAAACACUGGAAGAAGGUGGAAGUGAAGCUCCAAGACCAUGUCAAAGUCCCCACCUUCCCACAAGGGAAGUCACCGGACUUCUACGACGGCUGCUUCACUGACUACUUGUCCAAAGUAGCAACUGACCAACUCCCACUCACCAAGCCAUUAUGGGAAAUUCACAUUGUCAAAUACCCUACAACCACUGCAGCUGGGAACGUUGUGUUCAAACUUCACCAUGCACUCGGCGAUGGCUAUUCUCUCAUGGGAGCUCUCCUUUCUUGCUUGCAGAGGGCAGACAAUCCCGCAAUCCCCCUUACCUUUCCUGCAUUCAACCCGAAAACGGAAGCUCGUCGUGCCCACGUUAGUAUCUGCAGAAAUUUCAGUCGGGCUGUGUCCGGAGUGAUCAAUACU
Sesamum indicum (sesame) is the source of this 764-nucleotide messenger RNA. Lineage: Eukaryota; Viridiplantae; Streptophyta; Magnoliopsida; Lamiales; Pedaliaceae. The record is from RefSeq and is a predicted model, not a curated record.